This is a messenger RNA of Penicillium expansum, 210 nucleotides long. RefSeq lists its product as uncharacterized. Bases 1 to 210 code for a protein of 69 amino acids. The transcript has 2 exons. The record is from RefSeq and is a predicted model, not a curated record. NCBI's taxonomy places the organism in Eukaryota, Fungi, Ascomycota, Eurotiomycetes, Eurotiales, Aspergillaceae.
AUGCUCAAAUCCAUCCUCAUCAAUUUAUGUGUUCUGGGCUUCCUCAGCUGCACCCUCGCCAUACCUAGCAAAUUAGGCCAGCGAGACAAUACGAUCGCACAGCGGGACGCUAGAUUUGUGGAAUUCACCACUCGAAAGUUGACCGACGGCAACCCGGGCGAGAAGAACACGGAAAACUCCAAUUACGAACAGAUUGCAGAGGGAUGGUAG